This is a messenger RNA of Mastomys coucha (southern multimammate mouse), 3151 nucleotides long. It is a transcript of the gene Tmem68, whose product is annotated as transmembrane protein 68. Gene Ontology annotation, molecular function: acyltransferase activity. Gene Ontology annotation, cellular component: membrane. The transcript is spliced from 8 exons. Lineage: Eukaryota; Metazoa; Chordata; Mammalia; Rodentia; Muridae. The record is from RefSeq and is a predicted model, not a curated record. The coding region runs from base 965 to 1954 and encodes 329 amino acids.
GCCAUUUGCCUUUUUGUUUGUUUUUAAUUUGGUUUGUUAUGCUGUUUUCCAGGUUCACCCAUGUUGCAGCAGGUCUCUGCUCUCUGACUGAGUGGUGCUAUAUUAUAUGGAUAUAUCAUUUCUACCCACUCAUCAGUUGGUGGGGAUCUUAAUCUACUUUUCAACUGCUAUGAAUGAUUCUGCUCCUAAUGUACAAGCUUUUGUGUGAAUGGUGUAUCUUUAGUCUUCUUGGGUAUAUAUGUAGUAGUGGGUUUGCUGGGUAAUAUAGUAACAUAUGUUUAGCUUUUUUAGAAGCUGUCAGGCUACUUUCUAAAGGCAGUAAAUUUUGCUAUAUUGAAUUUUAAAUGAUCAAAUGCUGGUAAAUUAUGGUUUCACUCAUGGUGGAUUUGCUAGUAUAGUGAUUAAAUUUCACUACAACUUUUGAUUUUAUUAUUUUAUUAUCACCUUUUGAUUUUGAUUUGAUUAAGAAACGCCUGGUACAUUAGUGAAGCACCCCAUUGGCUGUGUCUGAGGGUAUUUUGAAGGGGUUAGCCAUGGCACUGAAUAAAAAGGAGGAAAGCAGAAACCAUGUUGACCACUGGCAUUCCUCUUUCUCUGUUUCCUAUUUGUUGCUAGAGGACCAAGUCUUUUAUGCUUCCAUAACUUCUUGCCAUUAUUUCUGAUUUCCUUUGAACCGUGAGCCAAAGCCAACCCUUCUUAUUGUCAACUUCCUGAUUUGUUGAGUAUUUGGUGGCAGUGAUAGUAUUUUAGAGAGAGAGUUUAUGCAAUAUUUUUGUAGCUAUGCUUUCAAUCAUUAUGUUUUAACAGAACUUUUAGUGAUGAGAAGAGUAACCAAUGCAGUGAUAUAAUAAAGUAGUAUAUGCAUUGAAGCUAGAGACAAGAUAUUUGUGUAAUUUCUGGCAUUGAAGUUAGAACAUAUGGCAGUGAAGAAAGAGACAGGACUUGGGAUUUUCAUCUAAAGAAAAUGAUAGAAAACAACCAAACCUGUGCUGCAGGACAGGACUCCAUACCCUACGUGACCUGUAUGAUUCAUGUGCUUGAAGAGUGGUUGGGUGUGGAGCAAUUGGAAGACUAUCUGAAUUUUGCAAACCAUCUCUUGUGGGUUUUUACCCCACUGAUACUUUUAAUACUUCCUUACUUUACCAUCUUUCUUCUUUACCUUACUAUUAUUUUCCUUCAUAUCUAUAAGAGGAAGAAUGUAUUAAAAGAAGCCUACUCUCAUAACUUGUGGGAUGGUGCAAGGAAAACAGUGGCAACUCUAUGGGACGGACACGCGGCCGUUUGGCACGGUUAUGAAGUUCAUGGGAUGGAAAAGAUACCAGAAGGACCAGCACUUAUAAUUUUUUAUCAUGGAGCUAUUCCCAUAGACUUUUACUACUUCAUGGCUAAAAUUUUCAUCCACAAAGGCAGAACUUGCCGAGUCGUAGCUGACCACUUUGUCUUUAAAAUACCAGGGUUCAGUUUAUUACUUGAUGUAUUUUGUGCUCUUCAUGGACCACGAGAAAAAUGUGUUGAAAUCUUGAGGAGUGGUCACUUGUUAGCUAUUUCACCGGGCGGAGUUCGAGAAGCCUUACUUAGCGAUGAAACCUACAACAUCGUAUGGGGUAAUCGUAAAGGCUUUGCUCAGGUUGCAAUUGAUGCAAAAGUGCCCAUUAUUCCUAUGUUUACACAAAAUAUUCGAGAAGGAUUCAGAUCACUUGGAGGAACAAGAUUAUUUAAGUGGCUUUAUGAAAAAUUCCGCUAUCCAUUUGCUCCAAUGUAUGGAGGUUUUCCUGUAAAGUUGCGGACCUUCUUAGGUGAUCCCAUUCCAUAUGACCCAAAGGUAACAGCAGAAGAAUUAGCUGAAAAGACCAAGAAUGCUGUUCAAGCUUUGAUUGACAAGCACCAAAGGAUACCGGGGAACAUUAGGAGGGCUCUGCUGGACCGCUUUCAUAAAGAGCAGAAGGCUAAUUAGCAGAUAAUUUAAUGUGUCUGCAGCGACAAGUUUGCAUCUGUGGAACUGUCUUAAAUUUUUGUAAGUUGUAUAAUAGUGUUUUUAAAACAUCGUGCUAAUGAACAUCUUUCUUUAGAACUUAAACUUUAUAUGGUUAAUCUUUUCAAUCAGUUGUGUCAAAUUUAAUAAGUAACUGUUCACUUGCUUGACUCAGAAAAUGAUCAUGUUGCAUUUGUAAUCUUUAGUAGUAUAUGCUAAGUACAGAAUCUUAGAGUUAAGUCUUUCUCAAUAUUAGCACUUUAGGUUAGCAAACGUUACUAAAUUACGCUUCUUAGGUUUGUGUCUGUUUUGCCAAUAUGAAACUAGGGAGUAGCACUUGCUUAAUUUAGAUGAGCGGUACCUUUAUAUGUCUGUCCUUCAUUCCACUCACAACUGCUGGUAAGUUGUGGAACGCUUUGCACCUCAAUGAUUUAUGUUAAGCAUGAUAAUACUGUGGUGAUGAACAUUAUUUUAAAUUGCUUAUAUCUACUAUGAUAUAUCUAUAUCUGAUAUAUCUGAUAGAUGAUAUUUCUGUAGUGAGAAAUCUAUAAAUUGAAUUGAUUCCUGAAUCCUUUAGGAGUUAUGUAUAUUUUUUGUCUAUUGGAUGUUGAAACUACUCCUUCAGGUAUGAUGUCCAGUUGCCAAGCACAUUGAAAGAGAUGUACUAUUUUAUAAGUCAAGUCAUUGUUAUUUGUAGUAUUUAUUAACUGAAUUGUUUAGUAUUUAUUUUAAACAAGUAUCUAAGUAAAUAUAUAGGAUGAGUUGUCAACGCAGUGUUUUAUGGCGUAAAGACAAAAUCAUUGGCAUGCUCUGCAGUUCAUGUUAGAAGUGGAUUCUAGGCUGAGGAAUAGCAGGCUAAGGAAGCUCUGGUCUCACUCAGUAUCGUGGCGCUCUUCCUGCGCUUUGCAGCCAGUCUUGUGGUUAUUAUUUCAAUAAAAUGUACUUGAAUGAUAAAUUUCUGUAAACAUGGAGCCCUCUGAAAAUGUAAUUGCUUUUGAUUUGUUGUCUUCUUGAAAACUUAUUUUAAAAGUAUUUAAACAACAGUAUGUCUUCUUCCACCUUUGUAGUACUUGGGUUUUAUAUGGACUUUUAAACUACAAGUGUAUAUUUAUGAUAUGUAUAAUGUAUAUAAAGAUGAUGUGAAAAUAAAGCUGAAUUGCAACUCCUUCUCUAGUAAAA